This is a messenger RNA of Sitodiplosis mosellana (orange wheat blossom midge), 2868 nucleotides long. RefSeq lists its product as uncharacterized. The transcript is spliced from 10 exons. The record is from RefSeq and is a predicted model, not a curated record. NCBI's taxonomy places the organism in Eukaryota, Metazoa, Arthropoda, Insecta, Diptera, Cecidomyiidae. Gene Ontology annotation, cellular component: membrane. Gene Ontology annotation, molecular function: phosphatidylinositol bisphosphate binding. The coding region runs from base 664 to 2496 and encodes 610 amino acids.
GUUGAUACGUAUUGCUGCACUGAACACACAGCUGACACCAUACCAUAAACCAAAAAAAAAAAAUUUGGAUUUGCAUGCAAAAUUGCGAACAUUUUUUGCCACAAACGGUAAGCAAUUUCACUGUUGAUGCACAGUCAGCACACGAGAAAAAAAAAACUCGCCUAAAUGCAUAAAUUUCUAUUAUUCCCAUCGAAAAAUAUAUCGAAGUCAAGGGAAUUUUGUGAAUACUUUGCAUUUUUAUUUUCAGAUUUUUUGUUUGCUUUUCAAUUCAAUCGAUUCGUGUUCGAUACGCAAUUUUGAAAUCAGUGUGUACACUUCAGCAGUACCGUUGUCAUUUAGUCUGUGAAGAGACUCACGUCCAUCGUUUAUGUGUGUAUUAUUGUCCAAAGUGGUUCCAUCACUUUAUAAUUGAUGCACAUAUUGGAAAAAGUGUUUAAAAAUCCAAGCUCACUCAAGAUUUACUGAAUAAAAUUCACUAAAAAAAUUAUAAUAAAUUAAACAGUAAUACAGUCAACUAAGUCAACGGUAGUUUUGGAAGGAGCAAAACAUUUGUUAUUUUUGUUAAAAAUCCAAAAGAUAUUUGUAAUUUUGACAACGAAAGUGAUUGUAAAAGUAAAAGUGAAAUCUCUGUGUGUGGUAAAGUGUGAAAAUACCCAAAGUAAAAUGCUUGAAUUUCGUGAAUUAGAAGAGCCACGGCCAUUUACUAAGGCUGAACAACAGGCCAUCAACGACUUAAAAUCAAUGUUCAAACAAAAAACCAAAAUCAAUUUUCAAACAGACAAUUAUUUUCUUACGAAAUUCCUUCGUUACCGCGAUUGGAAUGUUGAAGCUGCUUACAAAUCGAUUGUGACUUACUACGAGUUGAAGCGCGACAAUCCAUUGGUUCAUGCCGACAAAAAAGUAUCAGAGUACAUUGAUUUACUGAACCUCAACACACGAGUUUUACUCGAUAAGCGUGACAAAAAUGGUCGAAUUGUGCUCGUUGCCAAAUUAGGAAAUGUUGGACCGACGACUGAGUUCAACGAUGCAUCGUUGUUAGACGACAUUUGGAUGCAGGUGCUUUUGAGUGACCCGAUGACACAGAUGAAUGGCAUUUCGUUUAUCACCGAUUGUACGGGCCUCAACUCAUCGAUUUUGAAAUGGCUCGUUCCGAAGAACUGUAAAGUCGGCGCUGCAAAACUUGAAAGUCUUCCGAUCAAAGAUUGGACCAUUCAUGUCGUUAAUAUGGGGCCCAUUUUCAAAGCUUGCAUUUUCCUUAUCAAACCAUUUUUGAGAAAAGCCACUAUUGCAAGGUUCCAAUUCCACAGCAAUGGCUAUGCUGAUUUGAUUGACAAUCUGGGCGAAGAUUGCCUUCCAGAUGAAUAUGGUGGAAAGAAUGGUGCUAUUGACUAUGAAAAAUCGUUGAAAUUCAUUUUGUCACGCGAAAAAAUACUCGCCAGAAACCGAGAGUUUGGAUUCAAGAACGCAAAACCAAGAAAAUACAAAGAUACGAGUAAAACCACAAGAUUGCAAAUGCAAAUAGAGAUGGAAAACUGCAACGGAAACAUCAACACUAUUACUGCAGACAUAGCUCGAGAAAAUGAACUCAAUUUAAAAUUAGGUAGAAAAUGGGGAGAAAAGGCUGAAAAAGAGCUUGCGGAGUGUGACGAAAACCGAGCAAUCAAAUUGCGAUUGUUGGAAGAACGUGUUGUUCAAGAUAAAAAUAUACCAAAUGCCAGACGUGAUGAUGCAUUCUUAUUGCGAUUUCUACGAGCCAAGAAAUUCGAUGUGGACAAAUCAUUUCGAAUGAUUCAAAAAUAUUUCAAAAUGAAAAGUGAAUCGCCUGAUCUGUUCCGUAUAUCACCAUUGUCUGACAUGCAAAAUCUCCUUAAGAUGCAAAUGCAACAGAUCCUACCACAGCACGAUGAAAAUGGUUCGGUGAUUUACCUGUUUCGUGUCCAGAACUGUGAUCCAUACAAAUGGCCAGCGGAAAUGGUUUUUCGUAGCAAUAUAAUGGCGUUAGAGUAUGCAAUUCGUGAUCCACGAACACAAAUUGGCGGUUUGGUUGUGAUGCUUGAUAUGGCUGGUUUGAAAUUUGCACACGCCAAAUUCCUUUCGCCAAAUUUGGCCAAAAGAAGCGCUGAAGUUAUUCAAGACUCAUUCCCAAUGCGCUUUAAAGCGUUUCACAUUUUACAUGAACCGUUUUAUUUUGAUGCCAUGCUGGCUUUGAUCAAGCCAUUUAUGUCGGAGAAAAUUCGGAACAGGCUUCAUACACAUGGGAAUGAUCUCAAGUCGUUGCAUCGACACAUUCCAAAGGAGAUUCUGCCAACUGAAUACGGAGGAACUCAAGGUGCAUUCGACAACACCAAAUGGAGAGACCAGUUACUUAAUGACCAAGAAUACUUUACUCACCUGGAAACGUACAGCUGUGAUCCAAAGCAACUAAAAACCACGAUCUCUGAGUCUACAACAAACGGUGUUAAUGGAAUUGGAACAGAAAUAUUGAACGAACACUGAUCACGAUCCAAACAACGCGUGCCAUUGCAACUAAAAACGAAAUAUUUCGAUAGCCAUAAUUUGCCACACUUUUUUUAACAGUCAAUUUCAAUUAUUUUGCAUUGUACAGAAAUGAAUAAAUUCCACGGCUCAUUCCAUGGAACAGGAAAAAAAAUGCAUUUUUGGGGUACCUCCCGAACAAAAAGUUACGUUUUUCAUGGCAAAUUAUAACGGAAAUAUAUUAUUUUCAGAAAAUCGCUGGAAAUUUUCUAACUUUUGUAAAAUGGUCAUCACUGAACCGAUCAGAAAAAUUAGACUACCGUUGAAAAGGUCUUGACCUCUAGAUUCUUAGACACAGAAUCAUGUCUCCCUAUUUAUUUUUUGCCAAAUAAA